Messenger RNA from Camelus dromedarius (Arabian camel), 1576 nucleotides. RefSeq names its product gamma-aminobutyric acid type A receptor subunit alpha6 (gene GABRA6). The transcript has 9 exons. Gene Ontology annotation, cellular component: neuron projection; GABA-A receptor complex; synapse. Bases 215 to 1576 code for a protein of 453 amino acids. Lineage: Eukaryota; Metazoa; Chordata; Mammalia; Artiodactyla; Camelidae. Gene Ontology annotation, biological process: synaptic transmission, GABAergic; signal transduction; gamma-aminobutyric acid signaling pathway. Gene Ontology annotation, molecular function: inhibitory extracellular ligand-gated monoatomic ion channel activity; GABA-gated chloride ion channel activity; GABA-A receptor activity. The record is from RefSeq and is a predicted model, not a curated record.
CCACGUGAAAAAGUGGAUAGGAGGGCGAAGAGAGCAAGGGAUACCCGCAAAGUUUAGCAGGCAACCUUCUCGUCUACUGGAUUACUGGCUGGACACGGACAAGAAGGAGGGACAUGAGGGGUCUGGAAGACUGCUCUAGGUAACUGGCAGAGGGGAGCUGGCUGGGAGGAAGAGACCAGGAGGAGGGAGAACUGGCAUCUCAGUGCCCUGCAGGAUGGCAUCGCCUCUGCCCUGGCUGUACAUUCUUCUGUGGGUGGCAAGUGCCCUAGGGAAACUUGAAGAUGAGGGCAAACUCUACUCAGAAAACAUCAGCCGGACCCUGGACAACCUGCUUGAAGGCUAUGACAAUCGGCUGCGGCCGGGAUUUGGAGGUGCCGUCACUGAGGUCAAAACAGACAUUUACGUGACAAGUUUUGGGCCCGUGUCGGACGUGGAGAUGGAAUAUACAAUGGAUGUUUUCUUCCGCCAGACUUGGACCGACGAGAGGUUGAAGUUUGGGGGGCCAGCUGAGAUUCUGAGUUUGAACAACUUGAUGGUCAGUAAAAUCUGGACACCUGACACUUUCUUCAGGAAUGGCAAGAAGUCAAUUGCUCACAAUAUGACGACCCCGAAUAAGCUCUUCAGAAUAAUGCAGAAUGGAACCAUUCUGUACACCAUGAGGCUCACCAUCAAUGCCGACUGUCCCAUGAGGCUGGUUAACUUUCCUAUGGACGGGCAUGCUUGUCCACUCAAGUUUGGGAGCUAUGCUUACCCUAAAAGUGAAAUCAUAUAUACAUGGAAAAAAGGCCCCCUGUACUCAGUGGAGGUCCCGGAAGAAUCAUCGAGCCUCCUUCAGUAUGAUCUGGUUGGACAGACAGUAUCCAGUGAGACAAUUAAAUCUAACACAGGUGAAUACGUAAUAAUGACAGUUUAUUUCCACUUGCAAAGGAAGAUGGGUUACUUCAUGAUACAGAUAUAUACUCCUUGCAUCAUGACGGUCAUUCUUUCUCAAGUGUCUUUCUGGAUUAACAAGGAGUCGGUCCCGGCCAGAACUGUCUUCGGGAUCACCACUGUUUUAACCAUGACUACUUUGAGCAUCAGUGCCCGGCACUCCUUGCCAAAGGUGUCUUAUGCCACCGCCAUGGAUUGGUUCAUAGCCGUUUGCUUUGCCUUCGUCUUCUCUGCCCUUAUUGAGUUCGCAGCUGUCAACUACUUUACCAAUCUUCAGACACAGAAGGUGGAAAGGAAGGCACAGAUUGCAGCCUCACCUCCAGCGACAAUAGCAAAAGCCCCCGAACCCUUGGAAGCCGAGAUCGUCUUGCAUCCUGAUUCCAAGUAUCAUUUGAAGAAAAGAAUCACCUCUCUGACCCUGCCAAUAGUCCCAUCUUCCGAGGCCAGCAAAGUCCUCACAAGAGCGCCCAUCUUACAGUCCACACCUGUCACACCCCCACCCCUCUCUCCAGCCUUUGGAGGUACCAGUAAAAUAGACCAGUACUCUCGGAUCCUCUUCCCUGUUGCGUUUGCAGGAUUCAACCUUGUGUACUGGAUAGUGUAUCUUUCCAGAGACCCGAUGGAAGUGAGCAGCAGUGUCGAGUAG